AAUAAGGCACUUUAGUUAGUUUUGUUAUAAAAAAAAACUAAUCAAAUAAUCGACUAAAUUUAAAGCAAGCUAGAAAGAAAUGGAACGUUAAAUAGAAAGAGAGAACAUCUUUCAUCAAUGAUCAAAAAUGGCGUCUCACUGAGUUGUCCUUUUCACACUGCCGCAAACCGACAUUUCUCAAAUUACACACGGAAAACAAAGACUAAUGUUUAUUUACAUCACAGAAUGCCAUCGGUUUUCAUUUAAAACUGUUAAAUACACUAAGUAUCAAUGAGAAUCUCAACUAAGAUCAUACAAUGUCGUUGACUGGGUGCGGCGUUGACAAUAAAGUUUAUUUAAUAGUGUUAUAAAAUUAAAAAUUUAAAAAAAUGGACAAGAAAAGUAAAAAGAAGACUGUUAUAAAACGUAAAAGUGACGAACCUGGCGAGGGCGAGAAGAAGAAGACUAUGGUCAAUCGUAAAAGUGACGAAAAAGAAAAAGUUGAAGUCGUGUCGAAUCAAGUCGUUGAAGUACCCGUUGAGGGUCAACAAAUAGUGCACACUGGCCAGUUAGUCGAAGGGAACUUCGAGCAGCCUGUCUUCGUCAACAUGAAAGGGGAGCCAGUGCAGCUCGGUCCGAACACUGUCAUCCUUUACGAGCAGAGCGGGAACCCCUCGAAUUUUGCCUUUGGCGGUAUGUGGACUAUGGACUCCUCGGGCAGAAUAGUUAUGGCAGAAACGAUAUAUGACGUCAAAGGUGAACCGGAAGAGGAGACCGGUAACUUCGUACAAAACAACACUGAAGUCAGUACUCAACAAGUCACCGAGCAACCGAACACGUUCCAACAGUUUGAGAUUAGCAAUGUAACUAGUAAUAGUAAUGUCGAACAGCAAGAAUACGAAGUGGCGAUCAUUGAGAAUCCAAAUACAGAGACCACGGAAAGAACGACAGAAACACAAGUGAUCACGACCGAGGAACAGCUAAUAGCCGCAGGCACGGGUGCAAUCCGCUGGUUAAAUCAGAAAUAUGAUUUUGUUGUUAGAAAACUCCAAUUGAAUUACGAUGCAGGUGUAAAACUGCUUCAUUCGCAAUCCGGCUGUAUACAGUGCAUAUAUCUGACGACUCCGGGAAUGCAGUUGGCAUUCAACUCAGUGCCGCAGUUCCUUUGCAUAGAAACAGGCAUAGAAUUCAACAGUCCUAUACCGACUACUGGUAAUGGCAACACUGCUUCGGUCAAGAACAAUGUAACACUAUUCUUAGCCGAAGAUGGUAACGGGAAAUCGGUUAUAGUCAGCGCUGGAAUAUCAACAUUGAUUGGUGACGAUCUAACUUGGCUGCUGGAGACGUUUAAAUCUUGUAAUCCUGCCUGGAGACAAGUGAGAUGCGUCGUUUGCGAUCCAACGAAAUGUCAACAGGCGGCCCGGAGCGCGUUUCCAUCCGCCCACGUGACGUGCUCGGUGUGGCAGGCGUCAGCGGCGUUCGCGCGCGCCGCCGCCGCCGCCGACGGGCCGCCUCAGCACGAGCUGGCCGCGCGCUGCAAGACGUACGCGCUGGCGCUGCUACGGGGCGACCACACGCCGGCACAACUACAGGUCCUCAAACGCGGUACUGUCUCCGGUAGCAAUAAUGCUAUCAACGCCCGACUGUGGGACACGUUGUCCAGGCCUUCCGGCGCUCUUUCCAAGCUGGACACGUGGCUGGAAGCCGACAACUACACUAACAUCCUGCACAAGGGCUUAGAACGGCUGACAACGAAACUGAAUGGCCUGAUCCGAAGCGAGAUGCAAACGGACGAGUUCAUACCGAUACUUUUCAGUGUUGCCAAUCAACUAGAAGAGGAUCGAAGGAAUUUCGCUAUCAGCCGGCUAAGGGACACCGAAGCCUUGAAGCAAUCUCCGACGGAUACGAUAACUCAGUACGCUUACAAUCUGAUGAGCCACCAAACGAAGUUGGCUCAAAGUUGUCUGGACGACAGAGCCGGCAGAAGACACAGCAGCGCGGCCAUCUGCAAAUACGGCACGUCGACCCAGGAGUGCUCGUGCCUAUUCAGCAAGGUGUUCCGGCUUCCGUGCAGACACAUCCUCAUGCUCACCACGGAGCUGAAGGUCAAAACUCAUAUACCGUUCGAACCCCGUUGGACCGUACAACACUGCUUGUUUGGAUGUGAAAACAACACGGCCACCACUACGAAUAAUACAGGUUCCUUUAUGGAGCAAGUCGUGGUCGAAGACAACCAACACCGACAGACGAUACAGCAGCAGCCUCAGCAGAUACAUCAGGUGUCCGGGGUGAGGCAGCAGCAGUACGUCCUGGCGACGCCCGGACAGCAGGCCACGCCCGUGUCUCAGGUGAUAUUCUGUGGCGGCGGCGUCGGAGGCGGGCCGGGGGUGUUGACGUCAGUGAUGCCCUCCCCCGGUGCCGUGCUCACCCCCCACCACCCGAUGCCGCACUGACGCUCCUCGAUCUACUACACCGCGAGGGUCGUGCGAGCCGAGACGCGAUGCUCACGGAAAUACUCAAGUAUUCUGAGCAUGCUGACGGAAAUAUGGCCCUCGGGAUUUUGAACGGAACGCGUUGCCGAUUGUGGUUUUUUAGUGCAAGAAUUGUCAGAAUUGUUUUUGCAUAUCGUUGAUAAUGUUCUCAAGUCGAUACCCUCCACAAUGAAGAUUAUGAUGAUUUGAAACAUAGUGAUGUUCUGUAAUCACAUCAAGUGAAGUCAUCGGUUUUACUCCAAAAUUGGACCAGACCUGAGGAAAUGUGGAGCGAAUCAGUCAAUAACGCACAGUCUUAAUAUAUACUCUUAUAAACGUAAUGCUCACCGAAAUACUAAGACGAGAAUCCAUUACGCUCACCGCAGCUGGGCAGUAUUGAAACUGUGUUUGUGCCGAUACGUUACGUACCACGGACUGUGAAAUAUGUGCUGACGGUUAUACCCCUCAAUCUGAAUAUCCGAUGCUGACGUUAAUACGUUUUCAAUUUUAUUUAUAUUAUUACAAAGUUACAAAUAACAUAUGGAGUAUUAGUGUUAGUGUUUUUUUUUUUUGAAUUCUCUUGUACAUAAAUAUGGUGAUAUGUAUUAUUAUUGGCUAAUAAUGUUUAAAGAUACGCUGAUCCGAUCUGGGAUUGGUUUGUGCAUUUUACUUAGUCGUCAGCGUCCCAAAUGAUAAGUUGUAUCUUAAACUGUCUCUGGAGUUGGGUGGUGUAUACCGGCCAAAUUCAGAGUUGGAAAAUACAAGUGAGCUAAGAGAACUUAGCAGGUAAAUUACACUCGCAUAGUAAGUACUUCUUGAUAGUUGAAGAGGUAGAUGAAUCAUAUAUCUAUACUAUACUAACGCGAUCAUUAUUAAACAUGUUAGAUUAUUAUUGUAGAGAUUUGUCGUCAAUCAUCAGUAAAUUAAUUAGAGGUAUCUUUUUUUAUUAUUGUUGCCUUUAAAAUACAUACAUAAUAUAUAAUAUAUUAAAAAUACUAUAUUACUACAACAAAUAUUACAACAUUUUUUUUUAUACGAUACGAUAUAUAAAUUAAUGAAAUUUGUAAAUACUAUAUAAUAUUAUGUUGUAAGUAGACGAAUAGUUAUGUUGUUUUCAUUGGUAAGGCUUUUUAUUUUAUUAUUAUUAAUAAACU
This is a messenger RNA of Bombyx mandarina (wild silkworm), 3604 nucleotides long. RefSeq lists its product as uncharacterized. The record is from RefSeq and is a predicted model, not a curated record. NCBI's taxonomy places the organism in Eukaryota, Metazoa, Arthropoda, Insecta, Lepidoptera, Bombycidae. Gene Ontology annotation, molecular function: zinc ion binding.